Molecule: messenger RNA, 1831 nt
Organism: Hydractinia symbiolongicarpus
Lineage: Eukaryota; Metazoa; Cnidaria; Hydrozoa; Anthoathecata; Hydractiniidae
Product: N-acetyltransferase 9-like protein
Exons: 1
Coding region: 634-1269 (211 amino acids)
Biological process (GO): protein acetylation
Molecular function (GO): N-acetyltransferase activity
Source: RefSeq, a predicted model, not a curated record
AUCUAAAAAAACAUUUCUAUCGCCGUUUUUCGUUUUUAAACUUUUAUAAUGCAAUCUAAAAAAACAUUUCUAUUAAAAUUAAAGUUUCAAUCUUUGUUAAAAUAUAAUAAUUUCUAUCGCUUAAAAGCUUUAUUUCACCCGCGCAACCAACAAUGCCUUCUCGCUAGUUUAUUUAGUUUCCACGCAAAACAUUUGUUUAAUAAAAAUAUUAAACAAUGACUCUUCGUGUCACAUUGAUAGAGUUGAUAACAUUUGCAAUAUGCUAUUGGGAAUAGUUAUGUUAACACUAUUUAACAAUAGUUACGCGCAGUUAUAAUAAGCUAUUUUUUCUUCAAUAAUCCUUUGUUUAUUACGCGCAAGUUAAUGACUUACAAGACUCGCAAGAUAAUUAAUAAGAACAAAAGACAAACAACUACUGCCUCCGAGAAAAAGGUGUGAAACUUGAGCGUACGCGUACGCUUACAUCUGGACUGUACUGUAACUUUAGAAAUGUGACAUGAAAUAUUGUUUUGGCUAAUUUGACCUGCAUCAAGUUUGUAUUAGCAAAUCAAUGGAAAUUAGUCAUAAUACUGUAUUCUUGAAUGCAUGAUAAACUGUUGGUUCUUGUAAAUGAUUUGUGAUGAUGGCACAUAGAUGAAGUGCAAUGAAAAUAUUGUAAUUAUUGGAAAAAAUAUUAUACUUGUUCCAUACAAGAAACAUCAUGUGGAAAAAUAUCACAAAUGGAUGAGUUCUCCAGAACUGUUGGAAAAAACAGCUUCAGAGCCGCUGACACUUGAGGCAGAAUAUAACAUGCAGAAGUCAUGGUGGCUUGAUGAUGAUAAAUGUACAUUCAUUAUUUUAAAUAAGAAUUUUUACGAAAAUGGUCCAAAUGAUGCAGGUAAAAAAGAAAUUAAUACUAUGAUUGGAGAUGUGAAUCUAUAUUUGAACAAUGUCGACGACAGACAGGAAGCAGAAGUAGAACUUAUGAUUGCUGAAGUAGGUAUGAGGCGUAAGGGGUUUGGAAAAGAGGCUGCCAAAAUGAUGAUGUAUUAUGGGAACAAAAUGCUGGGUUUGAAUAAAUAUCUUGUAAAAAUUGGUUCUAAUAACAAGAGCAGUAUAAAUUUGUUUAUGAAGUUAGGCUUCAAACUUGCAAGUUAUAGCGAAGUGUUUAAAGAAUCUACCUACAUUUUAUACUGUGAAAACAAGGCUUUCAAAGAUUCAGUAUAUAAUGAAGUUGAGUCAUAUGCUAUGUUUGGACAAUAUGACACACUGGAUUCUUGUGUUGAAUGACACUUUGUUGUUUAAAAUCUUGUAAUGACAUUUUAAAUGUUUUCUUUUUCUUUUGAUGACAGAUUGUGACAUCUUUACAUAUCUUUAGAGAUGCUAUAUUAUAAGGGAUUUACAGCCACUAUAAUAACUUGUAUAUGUUAUAUAUGUUUCCACCCAACAAAUCUAAUGUCAUAUCCCGAAUUGUAGGAGGAAGAGAGGAAUUUUGAAAGAGGUGAAUAAAUUAAAAUAGGUAGUAAAUUUUACAAUUAGGUUACAUGAGUGUGAAAGCCUUAUAAAUCCUAAUCCUAAGUUUUAAUCGUUUUGUCAGCGAUGGUCCAUAUUAUACACAUAUUGGACUCAUCUUAUAAAAAUGCAAAGUUAGUACAUGGUACCUUCGCCUGGGUGCGUAAUUUUAGUCUUGUGGUUUUUUUCAAUAAAGUUUGUAAUUGUUAUCCUACUGUUGUGCUCCUAAGUGUUAUUUUAAUGCAGCUUGUUGUUGCAUUAUAGAUCAUGUUUAUACCUACCAUCACACCAUUGAAUAAUUCAAAUUAUAUAAAUAAAUUAAAAUAAAUUGCUGAAAAUA